AUGCCAGAUCAGCCAGACUGGAAUGCCAUUCAAACCUCUCUCAGGGUACUGAAUGUGACCAAAUCAGCCAGUCCUGCCAUACUUCUUGUCGUCUUCGUCAUCGCAUUCAUCUACCAUGGCAUCAAGACGUCGCCCGAUGAUGGCAAAGUCACAAUUCAAGCCAUGCGAGGUCCUGGUGGACGACCACUUCCCGUUCGAAGGAGAUCCGCCAAUCAGGUCAAGGAAGCUGCGGCCACCAAAGACCUACCACCCGGGGUCAAGGCUGUGUUUAAGAUCAGCCAGGUCGUUGUUAUGUUGACAUUUCUAGGCAAUGCGGCUAUUCUGCUCUUUGAGAUCCUGCUGAACCGCAAAGACGAAUGGUGGCCUGGUAAGAAUGCUGUGAUAUACGUAAUCGCUUCUACCUUUCUCUGGCUGAUAGUUUUCAUCUCUAUCCUCGACACGAAGCCCUCUCCAAACAACGCCCAUUUCAUCUCUUGGCUAUGUGCUCUUCCCUUGGAGGUCGUCAUUCUGGGUGCCAGCCUCCGCAUCUAUACCAUGCCCCAUUUUGAACCUCGAGUAGGCAAUCAGCAGGGUGGCCAGUACAGGGAGAACAUCACAGGCUGGGAGUCACUUGAAGUUGUCGUCAACCUGGGCCGAAUUGUUUUCCUCCUCGGUCUGUGCGUCCUCUACAUCGCGAUCAAAAUCAACUGCCGAAGACAGAAGACUAGUACGUCGGGUAUUGAGAAUGAGAGAACGCCCUUACUUGGUGGAGAUACCGAAUCUGGAAGACGCCCCAACGCCAACCCUCAUGCAAACCAUCAAAGUACUCCGUCCUCCGAGCCCAAGGAGCAUGUCGAUGCAUGGGCCAAACCAACGGAAGUGCCUAACAUCACCUGGUACGCCUACUUAAGAGGAUUUGCCAUGCUGAUCCCGUACCUUUGGCCCAAAAAGUCACUCAAAUUGCAACUUCUUGCAGGAUCCUGCUUCCUCAUCAUGAUCGGUCAGCGAGUCAUCAACGUUUUCGUCCCUGUAAUGGUGGGCAAAAUUACUGACGCCCUCUCCGGGGAUGAUGACGGUGGGGUGCGAGCUCCUUGGCUGGAUAUCGCCCUGUAUAUCCUAUUCAGGUGGCUGCAGGGCUCCCAGGGUAUUCUCAGCGCGGCUAGGUCAAUUCUCUGGAUCCCCGUGGAGCAAUACUCCUACCGCGCCAUCUCAACAGCGGCUUUCGAACACGUUCAUGGUCUCAGCGCAGAAUUUCAUACGGGCAAGCGAACGGGAGAGCUGAUUUCGGCACUGAACAAGGGGAGCUCGAUCAACAGCUUCCUUGAGAUGGUCACCUUCCAGGUGGGACCAAUGGUCUUCGACCUCGUUGUCGCGGUCGUAUUUUUGACCAUCAAAUUCGACGCAUACCUAGGUUUGGUGGUUGCCAUCGUGACAUUUCUGUACAUCUAUGUCACCAUUCGGCUUGCCGCGUGGCGUGUUACCUUGCGCCGCAAUUACGUCAACGCGGACCGAGAGAUGGAAGCAGUCAAGAAUGACUCUUUACAUUCGUGGGAUACGGUCAAAUACUUCAAUGCCGAGGGUUAUGAAUUCGGCCGAUACCGGUCAUCGAUCAAGACGAUGCAGAGUUUCGAAUACUGGGUCGAAGUGACAUUGGCUUAUAUGAAUACGGUGCAGGGUGCGCUCUUCAUGAUUGCCUUGUUGGUUGCUUGUUUCAUCGAAGCCUUUGAAGUUGCACAAGGUGAUCAAACCGUGGGUAAAUUUGUCCUCUUGAUCACCUACAUGGCACAGCUGCAAGGACCACUCAACUUUUUCGGGACCUUCUACAGAGCGAUUCAGACCAAUCUCAUCAAUGCCGAGAGAAUGCUGGAACUUUUCAAAGAACAACCGCAUGUCGUCGACCGGGAAGGCGCGGAAAUACUUGAGGAUUGUCAAGGUGAUAUUGUCUUUGACAACGUGAGCUUCAGCUACGAUAAGCGGAGACCAGCCUUGGACCGACUGAGCUUCCGAUGUCAGCCUGGGUCGACAACAGCGCUGGUGGGUGAAUCGGGAGGGGGAAAGAGCACGGUCUCAAGGCUACUCUUCCGCUACUACAACCCUGACUCGGGGCAAAUCAGGGUUGACGGGAGAAACGUUCAGGACAUCACCAUUGACUCUUUACGGAGGUUUAUUGGUGUCGUGCCACAGGAUUGCAACAUGUUCAACGAGUCCAUCAUGUACAACCUGCGUUACGCCAAUCAAGAUGCGACGGAUGAAGAAAUCUUUGACGCUUGCAGGGCAGCCUCAAUCCAUGACCGGAUCAUGGAGUUUCCUAAUGGCUAUGAGACAAAAGUUGGGGAGCGCGGUGUGAGACUCUCGGGCGGAGAGCGUCAACGAGUUGCUAUUGCCCGAACAUUCCUCAAAAAUCCACGCAUUACUAUGCUUGACGAAGCCACUGCUGCCUUGGACACCGAAACCGAAGAAAAGAUUCAGGAAUCUUUCAACUCCCUUGCUGAAGGACGAACAAUGCUCAUCAUCGCUCAUCGACUGAGCACCAUUGUUAACGCCGACCAAAUCCUGGUGCUUUCCCACGGCACUGUGGUUGAAAGUGGAACGCACCAAGAACUUAUUGCGCUGGGGGGCAAAUAUGCAAGCAUGUGGCGGAAACAAUCCAGGGCGCAAAGAGCUGCUGCGGAGGCUGCGGAACUCCAUACCCGGGCUCGAAAAGCACUGGAAGAAGCCGAGGCUGACAGUGCCAGCGUCAGCGAAGAGGAGCUCGAACAGUCAAAGAAACGAGACCAAUCUCAUUGGAGUCGAGGCCACAAAAGGGUCAACUUUAGUGAGAGCAGCCAUCUCCGGGCAAACUGGACUGUGAGUGACCGGGAUCAAGAUGGAGAUGCUCAGUCUAAGAGUUCGCAGACGGGACCCACCGAUGGCGCGCACGGCCACGGCGGAAAACCGCCGGGACACCCUUGA
Molecule: messenger RNA, 2931 nt
Organism: Cladophialophora yegresii CBS 114405
Lineage: Eukaryota; Fungi; Ascomycota; Eurotiomycetes; Chaetothyriales; Herpotrichiellaceae
Exons: 2
Coding region: 1-2931 (976 amino acids)
Biological process (GO): transmembrane transport
Cellular component (GO): membrane
Molecular function (GO): ATP hydrolysis activity; ATP binding; ABC-type transporter activity
Source: RefSeq, a predicted model, not a curated record